Hyaena hyaena (striped hyena) is the source of this 5014-nucleotide messenger RNA. It is a transcript of the gene CEP128, whose product is annotated as centrosomal protein 128. The transcript has 27 exons. Bases 312 to 3677 code for a protein of 1121 amino acids. The record is from RefSeq and is a predicted model, not a curated record. NCBI's taxonomy places the organism in Eukaryota, Metazoa, Chordata, Mammalia, Carnivora, Hyaenidae.
GCUGCGAGUCUGGGGAGAGCAGAGUCGGUUGCGCCGCAGCGUCAGGUCAGUUGCACCUUCUGGGUCGCUGGCGGCCGUGGGAGCCGGGAGGGGCCUCGGCGAUGAUCCGGCUUUAAGGACCUAGGGUCCGCUUCUAUCUCAGGUGGUUUGGGGAAGGGGUAGUGCAGCCGAAGACCAUCUACUUGACGAGGCCUUUUGCCCUGAACCUCAUGAAGAAAUGAUAGGAGGCAGACAUAUGUGCCAAAGAGGAGCACUGAGCUCAGAGGAGAACGGCACGGAGUUUUCGGGCUGUGCUUUGAUUGUGUACAUCAAUGGCAGAAUCCUCCAGCGAUUCAGAACACUUUCGCUCUCGUGACCGAUUGAGUCGAUGGACUGCCAGGUCAACAUACAGGGAAUGUCUAAGUCGUCCUACAGUAGGCGUCACCGAGAAGGUCAACACCAUAACAAAUACUUUACAGGACACCAGUCGGAACCUGCGACAAGUAGACCAGAUGCUUGGACAGUAUCGAGACUAUAGUAAUGGACAGACGGGUGCUAUAGAACAUUUAAAAGAAAGCUUGGAACAAUCAGUAGGCCAACUGCGGAGUCAGCGUUUAUUGAGAAACUCAGGAGGGAGAAGUAUUUCUAUUACAAGUCUAAGUGCAAGUGACCUCGAUGCUGGCACUGUGACAGAGAGCUACCGUUUUCCACCUACCUCACCUCUCAAGGACUAUGGAGAUCAGCAGGGUAGUAAACGAAUUAGGUCCAGAACUGGUGUCCGAUUUGUUCGGGAGGCUGACAACACAGGCCAGUUUCAUGCUUUUCAUCAGUCCCUCCGAGACCUCAGCAGUGAACAAGUUCGGCUUGGAGACGAUUUCAAUCGGGAAUUUGCCAGAAGAAGCAGGUCGGAUGCUGAAACAAAAAAGGCUUUGGAAGAAUUGGCUGAAAAGCUUAACGAAACCCAAAAACAAGAAGUGGUUUCAGAUCGUGUGGAACGACGGCUUCAGGAAAUAGAAAGAGAGAUGCGCACAGAGAGAGAGCUGGUGGAACGACGGCAGGAUCAACUGGGACUCAUUUCUUCACAGCUACAGGAGGCACUGAAGAAACAAGAAGCUAAAGCAGAUGAAAAUGAGGGAGCCAUGAAAAAUAAGCUAAGACAGACUGAAACUGAGAAGAAUCAACUUGAACAAGAAUUGGAGCUAUCUCGAAGGUUACUGAAUCAGUCAGAAGGCAGCAGAGAAACACUUCUGCAUCAGGUAGAAGAGCUCCGUAUACAACUUUUGAAAGCAGAAGGUGAUCGAAAGGGCUUACAGCAUCAAGUAUCUCAGAUUUCCAAGCAACAGUCAAACCAUCAAGAUGAACAAGGAGAUGACUGGAGGUUUAGGAGAGGGGUUGAGCGGGAAAAAGAGGAUCUGGAGAAGCAGAUGUCAGAUUUGAGGGCGCAGCUGAACCUCAGUGCAAUGGCAUCUGAGUUAGAGGAAGCGAAGCGGUGCAUGAAGCGGAAAGACCAGGAGAAAGCACAUUUUGCAGCGCAAGUAGAGAAUUUAACACGUGAAUUGGAGAACAGUGAAAAGCAGCAGCUACAGAUGUUGGAUCAACUUAAGGAGAUCCAGAAUCACUUUGAGACUUGUGAGGCCAAACAUAAGCGUGCUGACCUUCAGAUCUCUGAGCUGACUCACCAUGCUGAGGAUGCAACCAAGCAGGCCGAGCAGUACCUUCUCGAGUUUCAGCAGUCCGAGGCCCUGAGACAGGCAGCGGAGAAGAGGAGAGAGGACCUGAAAAUGAAAGCUCAGGAAUCCAUUAGGCAGUGGAAGCUUAAGCAUAAGAAAACAGAGCGAGCAUUGGAGAAACAGUCGGAAACUCUUGAUCAACUGACAGACAAGAAUAAUCAGAUUCUGAAAGAAAAGGAUGAAUUGAAAAGCCAGCUUUAUGCAGCGUUACAACAGAUAGAGAAUCUUCGAAAGGAAUUGAAUGAUGUCUUAACCAAGCGUGCCCUUCAAGAGGAGGAGCUUCACUGUAAGGAGCAGAAACUGAGUGAUAUUAAGGCUCAGCAAGCUGACCUUGAACUAGAAGUCAAGGAUUCCCUGGACACUAUCCAUAGGCUAGAAAGUGAAUUGAAGAAGCAGAAUAAGGUUCAAAGCCAGAUGAAAGCUGAGAAAGCUCACCUGGAAGCAGAAAUCGCAGAGCUAAAGAAGAGCCAGGCCAAGGACAAAGCUCAACUUCUCGAGAUGCAAGAGUCUGUCAAGGACUUGAGUGCCAUCCGGGCCGAUCUUGCCAAUAAACUGGCUGAGGAACAGAGAGCCAGGAAAGAGGUGCUUAAGAACCUUGCAGACCUCAAGACGCAGGCAAAAUCCAGAGACGAAGAAACAGCGACAAUCGUUACACAGUUAAAGCUAGAGCGAGACGUUCACCAGAGGGAGCUGGAAGAUCUCACAUCGUCAUUGCAGAGUGUGAAAACUAAACACGAGCAGAACAUCCAGGAGCUGAUGAAGCACUUCAAGAAGGAAAAGAGUGAGGCUGAGAAUCAUAUUAGAACACUGAAGGCAGAAAGCAUAGAAGAUAAGAACACGGCUAAAGUCCAUCUUUGUCAGCUAGAGAAGUUGAAGUCACAGUGUGACAGGCUGACAGAGGAAUUAACCCAGAAUGAACAGGAGAACAAAAAACUGAAGCUAAAAUAUCAGACUUUGAAGGACCAGCUAGAAGAAAAGGAAAAGCAUAUAAGCAAUGAAGAAGAGCACUUAAGGAGGAUUGAAGAGGCCAGACUGCAGCUCAAGGAUCAACUUCUUUGUCUGGAGACUGAACAGGAAUCCAUUCUUGGUGUCAUAGGAAAGGAAAUUGAUGCAGCUUGUAAAACCUUCUCCAGGGACUCGAUGGAGAAAUUGAAAGUGUUUUCAUCUGGUCCUGAUAUCAAUUAUGAUCCACAUCGCUGGUUAGCAGAAAGCAAGACUAAGCUCCAGUGGCUCUGUGAGGAACUGAAAGAGCGAGAAAACAGAGAGAGGAGUCUGCGGCACGAGCUGAUGCUCUGCAGACAGCAGCUGAGGAGUAUGACCGAAAACAAGGAAUCUGAGCUCCAGUGUCUCUUCGAACAGAUAGAAAGGCAAGAGCAGCUUCUGGGCGAAAUACAACAAGAGAAGAGAGAGCUCCUGGAGGAGACCCACAGAAAAGAUGAAGAAAUGGAAUCUCUACAGCCAAAGCAACUGUUUAAAAUUCCACCUUGGGAAGAUGCUAGUCAGACUGCAAUGAAAAAUCAGAAUGAAGCUCAAUUUGAAGAAAAAGCAGACCGUGUAAAUGCGUUAGAAACGAUUUCCAGCAUGCUUGAAAAUGCUCAUAAUGUUGGGGGGAAAAAUUUUAACCAGAUAAGGAAGCUGGAGGGAACAUUCUCCACCAAGGGCACAAGUACCCGAGUGGCCUUGGACCAUCUGGAGUCUGUGCCUGAGAAACUGAGCUUACUAGAAGAUUUCAAAGACUUCAGAGAUUCCUGCAGUUUAUCUGAGAGAAUUGAUGGGAGAUAUUCUAAAUACAGAGUUCACAAAGAGUCUCUUCAGCGGCGCCGAGAUGAUACCAAGUACAGAGUCAAAAACUUCAAAGAUGACGAAAUCUUUGCUGAGAGCUCCCAUGCUCAUGGGUUAGACCACUCACCAUCUUGGCCUGAUCACAGCCACUUCCUGUCUAGUCCGCGAUUUUCACACUUCAAUUAAAACAACCCAUAGCUUCCACUGUGUCAGAAGAAACUCUAAAUAAACCUUUAUAAAGAAAAAAAGGGGAAAAUCAGAUUAGAAAUGAAAUAUUGUUAACCUAAGUAGGUAGGUGUCAGAUAGAAAGGCAACAAUGGGUUCAUAAUUUUGGGAGGUGUUUGAUUUGGGAGACAAGAUAGGGGUUCCAAUGUAGAACCUGUGUUUUCUUUCUGGCAGUGACAUGCUGGUUAUGCAGACCAUCCUUCUGAAACAGAGCCACAUUAUGGUUUGUAUGGUUUGUAACGUGUGGGUGAGGAGAAUAGAUAACCUCCUUUAGCCUUUUAGAAGAGCCAAGACAAGCCAUGAAAGGGAGAGAGACAAGUCUCCAGGAAAAGGAGUUACAAGAAGCUACCUCGCAUUGACUGUCACUUUGGGUCACCGGAAAUACACAUACGUGCCCAGGACGUGCGUAGAUGCUUUGGGCAAGUUGGAGACAUUAACCGUGCAUGCUGCUGAGUGGAGAACAUUUCAAAGGCAGGGAGCAGUGAGAAAACCGGAAGCCAAUCAGAGUGAAAAGGAUAUUUGAACAGAGAGGCGGGUGCAUAUAAAGACUAAGGGUUUGGGGCUUCUCCCUCUCUCCAGUGUCUCUUUUCUAGCUGACUUCUGCCCAUCUGGGUAGGUAUUUACAACUCCAGGAGGACAAGAGGGGUCAGGUGAGUCCUGGGUCAAUGAGACUAUGUUUACUUGCAUACAUUUUGUCCCUUUGCAGUUGCUCCGUGAAACGGGUUAAAUUCUAAUCACAAGGACCAGCAUUCCCAAUGUAUUCUUCUUGUUUAUUCUGCACCUGCUUAAGGAGUCUGCCAUCGACAUGUGAGCUCACAAAUGCACAUCCAAGAAAUGAAUAGAAUAUGUGGCUGUCACUGCUUCCUCUUGUUCUCUGUGCAUGGAGAGAGGCUGGGAUAGGCUCCAUUUGUGAUAUGGGCCGGUGUUCUCUGCAGCCUCUUUGGCAAGUACACUGUGAUACUAAGUGGGACAGUGCUUCUGGAGGUGUCCUUUUUCUAAAGGCACAAAAGGUUCUAAGGUGGCAAGCUUUGAAUACAUAGCUGCAGAAUUCUUCCUUAGGAACUCUUUUUUUGUGAGUAUCAGAAAAUAGAAGUAUUAGCCUGGAGAAGAAACUCCAACUUCUAAAAGACUUAUGUCUUAGUUGUGAGCAUUUUCUUAAUGCCUGGAGAUGUUCCUGGACUUAUUGCUCUGGUUAAGUGAUGAGGUAAACGUCAGCAGGAGAACAAAGUAUGGAAUGGUAGUCAGUGAUCAGCUCUUGCUCUUUGUUUCCAUCCCAUCUGUGCAGAUAUUUCUAAUCC